Molecule: messenger RNA, 3062 nt
Organism: Oryzias latipes (Japanese medaka)
Lineage: Eukaryota; Metazoa; Chordata; Actinopteri; Beloniformes; Adrianichthyidae
Gene: lrata
Product: lecithin retinol acyltransferase a
Biological process (GO): vitamin A metabolic process; retinol metabolic process
Cellular component (GO): rough endoplasmic reticulum
Molecular function (GO): phosphatidylcholine-retinol O-acyltransferase activity
Source: RefSeq, a predicted model, not a curated record
AUUGUGGACACCCCUGAGGUUUCUUUUUUUUUUUUUCCUGAAUCUGUUUUUCCUUCUUGCAAAGGAUGGUCUAAGGGCAGGGAUGUCCAGUUUAUUUUAGUCUGUUUAGUUUCGUUUAGCCUAUACCUAUUGCACUCUAUGAGUUUAUGUUCUUUUUGAUUCAUUUUUAUUACACAAUUACCUAUAUGAAGCCCAUUUAGAUGACUAUUGUUGUAAAUAUUGGGCUAUAUAAAUAAACAUUGAAUAAUUGAAUUUAAUUAGGUUCUAUUGAUCUCUUUUUGAAGCAUUUAAUUCAUGCAAACGCAGGUCAAUAUUGCUAUUCAUGCCAGUUUGUAUGAUGCUUUCGUUUCUUUUCUUGUUUGUUUGUGUCUCUUUUUUUAAGGGAGAUUACUGGUCCAUGACUAGGUGGAUGUUUAUGAGACAAGAAGGAUGCAGCUUUGAUGUUUUAGGUUACCCUAAUUGAAUGUAGAAAGAGGGAAAUUCCAGCUUAAUUUAAAUUUGAUAAAUCAAAGAGACAAAGAUCACAUCCGCCCUGAUAUUAGGUGUGACACAUCUUUGGUAAAGACAAAUAGAUCCAUGUAUGUCCUUAUGCUCUGCAGAAACUACGUCAUAGAAAAUGACGAAGGUUUUUUGGAUUUCACCAAAACAAAUGAUGCCAAAACACAAAUAAGAAUUUCUGCAACUGGACUAAACAUUGUCAUUUCUCGUUUCCUUUUUUCAUUUCAUUUCCAAAUUCUAAGCAUCUUAGCCUAAUCUUCACAGUGCUAAAGUACAAACGAUUAAGAAGCACCAACACGAGAGUUGAAAUCACGUGCAUGAGACCUGAGGGUACAUUCUUGAAACUGAUUAAUGCAUGUAGGAAAUAAAGACAAAAAAGAAGAGUGAUAAGAUGUGAUGACACAAUAUUAAAAAAGUCAAAUCUGAGGAGCUGUCAUUAUAAUUCAAGCACUAAAAGAAAAGAAAUGUGAUCUCUCGAAAAAACCUGGUGGAACCAGACAUCAGAGAUUCUACCGCCUAGAGUGGGAUACAAACAUUUUACCCUGUGUAAUGAUUAAGCUUUUCUUGGGGCAGACAAUUGAGUAAAGUCAGAAGAUUUUCAUGGGGCUUCAUGAGAUUUUUAAAUCUCAGUACUCCUGCUUUCUCCAUUUAUCUAUUCCUGCUUAGUUUUUUGCUGUGCCGUUGGGAUGCUGGAGCCUAUCUUAUAGCUACUUUUGGGGAGAAGUAGCUGGACAGUUUGUGCAUCCAUAUCAAAAAGACACGCAGGAUCAUUUAGAUUAAAUCAAUCAAAGCAUGUUUUGGAGCUGUGAGGAGAUGCUGGAGUGUGCAGAGAAAACCCACUCAUAUACAUGCAUGGCUUAAGGUUGGAUUCUUGAAGGGCCACUACAGCACCGAGCCCCAUCCAGUGUUUUAAACUAAUAUGAAACUCAAUGAACUCAACCCUCAUAUGUUUGACUCAUUUUCUGGUUUGUUUCUGUGUGAUCAGAGGAUGAACUGAAGUGAACUUCUGACCACCAGGAUGCACCUGACGGAACAGGGAAGGCCUUCCAAUGACUGACUGCUUAAAAACUUCUUUUCUUAUAAACUAUGAAUCAUAGACUCUUUAAACAUUUUGGUUAUUUCUUCAACCAAGUUCUUGGGUUAUUCACCUUGCUUUUAGGGACACUUUUUGGAGCAAAAUAUAUCUUGGGUUACAGUGGUUUCAUUUGAACCCAAUUUAUGUUUUUAUUUUCUCUUUUUUUUCCGAGUUACAAUAACUCAGGAAAAAGGUUAGUACCUUUUGAACUUCUGGGUUAGGUUAAAAACAGACCAGUUUAUUUUAAAUUAUGGAGUUUUUAGAAGAAUUUCAGGAAAAUAAAAUAGAUUUUAUGUUGAAUCGUCUAUUAUGUGUAUAAUAAAAUGUGGAAACUGAGCCUCAGGAGCCUCUGAGGUGCUAUAAACCGCUUGCGCCAAUGACGAUCCUCUGACCUGCCUCCUCCUCUUGUGAAUAAAAAGCUCUCAUCGAGCGUCUUUGCUGAUUUCCUUCAGUCACCAUGCUGCAGCUUUUGACCUUUCUUGUAGAAAAACUUUCUCUUCUGUUCAGACUCAAGUAUUUCGAGUCUCCCUGGUGGGAGAGCGAUGAUCGGGGGCGCGCCGCACCGCGCGCUCCCCCUCCACCCCUGCAGAGGGGGGACCUGCUGGAGGUGCCGAGAACGCUCUUCACCCACUUUGGCAUCUAUCUGGGCGACAACAAAGUGGCGCAUUUGAUCCCAGACAUCCUCCCCGUGUUUACAAGCAACAGCAGGCUCCUCCGCUCCGUCAUCACCAACGACAGACUCAUCCUGGGCUGCAUCUACAGGAGGGCAUCGGUGAGAGUGGACUCGCUGGAGGACUUCGCGUACGGAUCCAGCAUCCUGGUGAACCGCGCGGACAGGAUGAUGCAGACGCAGCCGCUGCCCGGCGAGCGCGUGGCCCAGAGGGCCGAGAGGCUGCUGGGAGACGUUCAGUACAGCCUCCUGUGGAACAACUGCGAGCACUUUGUCACAUUCUGCAGAUACGGAUCUGCCACCAGCAGGCAGACUGAGAAGUUCUGUGAAAGUUUGAAAUCUCUGAUCAGAGACCAGCGGAGUGUCAUCAUCACAGGACUUCUUGGCUUUAUCUCAUUGGUUUGCUUUGGCGUCGCUCCUUCAACCACUGUACCCACCGUUCUGAUCCCCUUCUCUUUGUGGAUGGCAGGUUGAGGACGCUUUCUUCAUCGGCAAAAGGAAAAAACUUGACACAAACAUGAGUUGGACGAAAACUUCCCUGUAUCGCCUUUAUCAUGUGGCUUCAAAGACUUAAGACUCAAACGUGUUCAAAAUGCUACAAUAAUAUUGUAGUUACCUUUGUAUAGAAAUACCAUUAUAAUACUAUCAUGUUUUUCUUUACAGCCUAUGUACUGAAAAUGUUAAUAUUUCUUUUCUUAUCUGCCAGUACUGUCAUCCACGAACGACCUAUCCCUGACUGAAAAUUGUAAAAUGUUGUGAUAAACUUUUAUACAUUGCAAUAAUUCAUAUAAAGAAAAGCUGAAUAAAACAGUUAUAUAC